UGCUCUCGCUACGCGCCAGUUCUCGCUCAUUUUCUGUGUAUUUUAAUCCGCCAAGAAUAGAAUUCGGUGCUUGAGUCCCUCUUCAGGAAGUCACGGAAAGCGAAUUGGUUGACUGCUCUCCCUGUCCUUGUCAGAAUUUGCGCUAAACCGUGACGGAUAUUAUAUGGACACCUCCAGAGGAAUUCCUGCCAGCGCUGAAAAUGACAGUUUGGUGGAUCUGGACAGUCUCUGCAGAAUUUGUGCCCAGUGUUGCACUGAGGGUGGCUUGGAAGCGGCUGCCUUGACCCAAGACAGAAUCAAACGCCUCAAGAGUUUUCUUCGAGUUGAUUUCGGCAAAGAGAGCGAUAUUCUGCCUCGACAGCUCUGUCAUGGCUGUGCAAACGUCCUGGACCAGUGGUCUAAUACUCAGCUAACUGUGAAAAGGGCGAAUGAAUUUUUUGAAAUGCAACUGCAGCUGCGAGGGGAAGAAUUCCAGAUUGCAAAGGUUGCUGAUAGUGAGGAAAUUAAGCCGAGGUGCGAAAAAUGUUUGAAAUUAUCGGAAGGGGAAAGCAGAUCGCAAAGAAAGCGCAGAACGACAGCCGUGAAAAGCCAGGAUUCUCCUCAACCACCGGUUUACUUUUCAGACAAUGGGGAUGAUUCCGACUAUGUGCCAGUAUCGAAAAAGACGAAGAAAAGCAAGAAAUCAGCGUCAAAGGGCCGUUCUUUGAAUCCACCGUUUAGCUGCAGCCACUGCGAGGAACAGUUUGAGUCAUUGGACUCCCUGAUUUCGCACCAACGCACCCUGAGGCCAGGGGACGGCCUUGGUUGUCGCAUCUGCGCACAGAAUUUCAGCCAAACGUGCCAUCUGCUCGAGCACACUGGUGAACACCAACGCCUAAACUCGGCCCAGGUUGCCGUUCUCUUCUGCGACGAGUGCUCAGAAGGGCCGUUCGCCUCGCGGGCCUCCCUGCAGACGCACCUGACGCGCAGCCACCUGAAGGCCUUCCCCUGCGGCCUUUGCGGCCUGGGCUUUGACGAGCUGGUCGACUUCUCAAAGCACGUGCAGACGCACAUCAAUUUCCGGCAUUUUCCGUGCGCUUUGUGCGGCUGCCGAUUCACCAAACUGGCCUACCUGCUCGAGCACACGGUGCAGCACGCCAGCGCUGCCAACGGCCGACAAAUCACCUUUGCCUGCGAGAUCUGCCCUGACCAGGUGUUCAGCAGCAAGCACAACCUAGCGUCGCACAUGACGAAGAAGCACCGUUCCAAGGGCAAAGAGCGUUCGACCGCCUUUCUGCCGCUGUCCGAACAGGCGGGCCAACAGUUGGAGUGCGGCGUGUGCAGCGAGGUGUUGGGCUCGUGCCAGGCGCUGGCCGACCACAUGGCCGAGCAGCACGCCAAGUUCAAGCUGGUGGCGUGCAAGCGGUGCGGCUGCAAGUUCACCAGGCUGCCCUACUACCUGGAGCACGUGGCCGAGCACGUCGCCCACCCGGACAAGGUGCUGUCCGUGCGGUGCGAGGCGUGCCCCGAGAUCUUCAGUAGCAAACACAACCUCUCCAAGCACGUUUACAAGAAGCACCGCAACAAUUAUCCGGCCAAGCAAGGCCAGGAUGGAACUGACGCGGGAAAUCUACAGGCAAUUGACGGUUUGGACGCAGCAAGCAGGUUCAAAGUGGAGCAGGACGCGGCGACAGGGUUGUACCCGUGCCGCAGCUGCGCGGAGAAGUUCAAGAGCGCAGCGCAGUUGAACGCGCACCUCCUGCAGCACGUGCCGGACAAGUGUCCCACGUGCCGGCGGAUCUUCGAGGACCGCGAGGCGCUGCGGGUGCACUUGCAGGACGACUGCUGCAGGCGCCGGCCAGAAAAGUUCCCCUGCCCCGUGUGUGGAAAGCUGCUGGCCACCAGGCAGAGUCUCCGCGUGCACGCCUCCCUCCACACCGGCGAGAGAAAAUUCGUCUGCGAGGUGUGCGCCAAGUCGUACCGGACGCAGUCGGCGCUGGCAGGUCACCGGAACGUGGUGCACCUGCAGCAGGCGCAGUACAUGUGCCACAUCUGCGCGCGGACCUUCUCCUUCAAACUGGCGCUGAAGCGGCACGUGAUGCUGCACGUGGGCGACCUGCCGCACCGCUGCACCAUGUGCGAGCGCGCCUUCGUCACGGCCAACCUGCUCAAGAUCCACAAGGCCAAGGAGCACGAGCGGCGCGUCCUGCUCAACUGCUCGGCCUGCUGCAAGGGCUUCGUCGACAUGGUCGGCCUCCGCAGACACAUGCGCGCCGUCUGCAAGCUCCCGGAGGCCGACAUUCCCUACGUCAGGGACAGGCAGUUCGUCCGACGCCCCACUCAAAACUGAUUACUCACUAUUUUUGUCACAAUUAUAUUUAAAGGCUGUCGUUGACGAAGUUUCUGAGCGCACCAAUCGAUUCCUGAGGGUCGAAUUAGGUAAAUUAGAUAUUUUUCCGGCCAAAAAGUGCAGCGCGACGUGCGAACUCUUUUUCCCGCCAAAACAAUAUGAAUGCGAGAAGUGCGCAUGCGUCACAGCUGGCUGGUUCUGCCAAAGAAGUCAUUCGUGCAGG
Molecule: messenger RNA, 2552 nt
Organism: Cloeon dipterum
Lineage: Eukaryota; Metazoa; Arthropoda; Insecta; Ephemeroptera; Baetidae
Product: zinc finger protein 26-like
Exons: 9
Coding region: 164-2329 (721 amino acids)
Source: RefSeq, a predicted model, not a curated record